UGUUAUGUCAGGAGAGACAUCUCCUGACAUAAGAGGGCUCUCUCUAUAAUAUUACAGCUCUCGUUAAUGGCAUUCCUUCUCGUCGCUCCAUGAUAUCUCUUUGUUCUGAAAAUAAACAACGAGGUAUAUCAUGGAAGAAGAGAGAAAGAGAGAGAAAGACAUUCUUUGUUGCUUUUUUGUUUUUCAUCAUUCACUUGUUUUGUUUUUUAAAGAAAGGGUGAGAAUAAUAAAAUAAAAGGAGUAAAGGCCUAACAAACUAAAAAUAAGUUUCUUUUUUUUAUAGCUUCACGAGGUCAAGAAGCAGUAAAUAUUAAAAUAAUUGAACGAAAUAUUAAUUCAAUAUCCAAAUUACCGAAGAUUUCAAAACGAGCUCCAAAUCAAGAACAGCAACAACAACAUAUACCUGUCGAAGUUUUUAAAUCUACUAUUGUUGAACUUUUUAAAGAAGCAUUAAAAAGAUAA
This is a messenger RNA of Rotaria sordida, 462 nucleotides long. Lineage: Eukaryota; Metazoa; Rotifera; Eurotatoria; Philodinida; Philodinidae. The record is from the annotation of a GenBank genome assembly.